Molecule: messenger RNA, 2456 nt
Organism: Acanthochromis polyacanthus (spiny chromis)
Lineage: Eukaryota; Metazoa; Chordata; Actinopteri; Pomacentridae
Product: MAPK regulated corepressor interacting protein 2-like
Exons: 5
Coding region: 1760-2185 (141 amino acids)
Source: RefSeq, a predicted model, not a curated record
AGAGGGAGAGCAACCCUGAACCUAAACAUCUACCACAGCAUUCUGCAGCUCCAUGCAGAACCCUCUGCUAUGUUCUGGUUGGUCAGGGGUUCAUCCUACAGCAGAUAAUGACCCAGAACAUCAGUCCAAGCUCUGCAGAACCACCUCAGGAACAAAGAACCAGAUGUUUGAGAACAUGGAGUCUCCAGACUUAAACCCAUGGAGCUGGUUUGGAUGAAGUGGACAGAAGAGAGAAGGCAAAGAACCUACAAGAACCUCACAUUUAUGGAACUUCUGCUGCAGACCUGGAAGAACAUCUGGUUUCACUGAUACGAACUCUACCUACUUUCAGUUAUGAAGGUGACUGAGUCUGUAAAACAUUUAGUUUUUGUUUCGUCUUUGACAGGCAGAACUUCAGUCAAACACUUAUUUCCAUGUAUUUACAUCAUGAAACUUGGUCAGAAACAUCUUGGAGUCAUUAGUCAUCAGUUUUAUCAUUUGUUUUUAGUUCAUCUUUACAGAGCAUGUUCAGCUGUUUUAUCUACGAUGAGUCCAAAGUUUACAACACAUCCUGGUUUCUACACUGAUUUUCUUUUAAACUUUAUUUGUUCUCUGCCUUUAUUUCAGAUUACGGUCAGACAUUAACACGCAGAACUCACAGUAAAAAAAAAUAGUUUUAAAACAGUAGUUUAUCCAGCCUAAGCAUCAGAAAACGUUAAAAAAUUAUCAUCCAGCAACUAACUAUUACUUUCACUGACAGUUAAUCUGUUGAUGAAUUUCUGGUUUUAUUGGUUCAUGUUUUGUUUGUAAAAGCUCAGAAAAUGUAGAAAAAUAUAGACAUCAUAGGAGAGAAAAGAAAGCAGAAAAUAUUCACAUUUAAUCUGCUGGAGUCAGAAAAUCCAAACCUUUGCUUUAAAAAUGACUCAGACUGAUUAAUGGAUGAUCAGAAUAGUUGGUAAUUAUUUAUUAUCUUAUAACUGAUCAGUUCAUGUUACCUCUAUGUGUUUUGUGUUCAGACUGUUUAUAAAAGCAGCUGGAGAUGUUUAGAAACUACAAACUGUACUGUUUCCAUUAAUACGUCUAAAAUGUGAGGCCUCAUAGAAACUAUAAAACACAGAAGUUUGACUGAAGACCGCAGAAAUAAAACCAUGUGUGUCUAUGACAGCUGGAUUCAGAUUAGAGGAGCUGAAUAUUUUCAUAAAACUAACCCUUCCAUGCAGCAGUGGUGAAGGUGUUUUCUAGGAAUAUCUUUGUAAAGAAAGUUUUUAUCAUUUCAUCUUCCAGCCAUUCCUCAAAAACAUCUUUUAAUAUCAUUCCUUACAUUCUUUCAAACAUGAAAUCAUUCUAAUGUGAACAAAAAUAUAAAAGAAGCAAAAACAUAAAUGAUUAUUCUGACUAAAAUGGUAUAAAAACACAUUCAUUCUUAUUUUUGACCCACUGACAGAAGAGUUUAGGUCCAGUCUGUGGACCAUCUGAGGGUUAAAGGGACGCUGCGCCUUUAAAGCGCCGGAGGAGGCGUGUGGCACGUUCACGGCGCGUCCGGUGUCUUUUGAAUGACAGCCGCUGUUUGUGACAUUGUGGCAGGACGAGGCUCUCCUGAACCUCAGAGAGCAGGACUCUGGCUGAGAUGCGCUCCAGCUGCUGCUCCUGUUUUUACGCGCUCCGCUCCGUUCAUGAAGCUCCACGCGUGUCGGCUCCGUGGAUUCGCAGACAGUGAGAGGAACUGAGGAGAAGAGCUGCAGACAGAGUUUGUUCACGGAUGCGUUGAAGUGUCUGCAGGAUGUACACCAUCAGCAGAGGUCCCAGCAAACUGGUCACCCAGAGGCGCACAGGACCAACACAACCUCUGGAGAACAAAACCAACGACUUCAAGCACAAACAGACGUCCUGGAACCUGCCAGACCUUCCUGCACCAAAGAUCGUUUUCACUCGUCUGAGCGGUAAGAAGAACCUCCAGCCGGCCUCGGCUCGGCCUGCAGACCUGCAGCCUGACCCAGGGUUCAGCGCCGCUCACGAGGAAAACGUCAACUUCAUCUACGAGGCCUGGCAGGAGGUUCAACAGCAGGAGCAGGGCCCAGAGGGGGCCCAGAGAGUGGUCCACUACAAAGAGACCAACCCCAGCCCACAUGUGGACACCUUUGUGCCCAUAGAUCUGGAUGAAUGGUGGGCCCAGCGCUUCUUGGCCAACAUAGACAAGCUUUCCUGAUCCUCAUAUCUGGGAUUUGAUGCUGCUGGACAGUCAGGAGUGAGACCUGGAGGAGCAGGAAGCCUGGACAGGAGGUCUGAUGUGAUUCAGAUGAAGUGAUGGUGCUGGGACGCUGGCAGACAAACCGAAUCACUUCAACUGUUUCCUUCUAACUGCAGUCCGUCGGUCUCUGAAUGUUCUGAGACUCACAGGAGGAAGACGUCCUGAAGCCGAGGUUUCUCUCAGAUUUUCAGAUGUUACUUUGAAAUGCAGUAAAUUGUAUUUUCAAGAA